AUGUGGAAUUACUACGAAGGAAAAUCAAUCCUUGUGACCGGUGGAUCAGGGUUCCUAGGCACUGCGGUUGUUCAUCGCCUACUCACGACAACGUCGGUUCCUCGAAUUUACUUGAUUUGCAGGGGAGGUGUGGAAAAGCUUCGCAUGAGGUGGCGAGAAUGGCUGCCUCAAGGCACCGCCGAUGCAAUGUGUGACCCUAGUCGUCUGAUUGUACUCGAUGGCGAUAUUCUUCGUCCCAACUUGGGUCUCUCAGAGCCCGAGCUCGAAGCUGUUCGCAAUACCACCAAUAUUAUUAUCCACGCCGCCUCCUCGAACAACCUAGCAACGCCAUUAAAACGCCUUCACGGCCCUGUCAUUGAGGCUACCGAGAUGAUGGUCAAAAUCGCCCAGUCGUGCAAGAUGUUAGAUCGAUUCGUUUACGUUUCGACCGCAUACUCGAACACAUACCUUUAUCCCCACAGCGAAGAGACAGAUUUGAGGAUUGAGGAGGAGCUGUACAGACUCCCGAGUGGAUGUGAUGCCGUACAUGAACUGGACGAAGUGAGGAACUACGGCACGAGCACGGCAUACGAAGCAGAGGAUUUCCCUUGGUCCUAUGCCUACGCUAAACACCUCACCGAAAGACUUCUGGUGCGGCAUUUCAAAAGUUCGCCCGAGAAGCUUCUCAUUGUGCGUCCCGCCAUCAUUGGUGCUGCUCAAUCAUUGCCAUUCCCAGGAUAUAAUAUGCCGAUGUCUUCUCCAACAACAAUGUUCACCGCAGCGCUGCUCCUUUUCCCAUACCACAAUAUGAGAGUUGCUUCACGGAUGGAUGACGCGGACGUGAGUGUCACUUUUGACGAGGUUCCCGUUGACGUCGUCGUGGAUCGUCUCCUGUGCCAUCUUGCUGUCGGUACUACCGGUUGCAUUCAUGCUGUGAGUGGAGCUCGGGCUCGAUGCAAGGGCAGCACAUAUAUGCAAUCAGUGAUGAAGCUUCGAAGACUUCCUUGGGAUGUGAAGCCUUAUUGGGUCAAGGAGACUUGGAAAUCACGGAAGCAAGACAAAUUGUGUCGACUUUACGCAAUCAUGGGGACAUCCUUUGAUUUCGCGGAGGAUAAAACGGUUUCGAUGUAUGAGAAGCUGUCUGAAAAAGAAAAGAUGCGUAUGCAAUUAUUCAAGAACAUCGAUGUCGAGAAUCAUGUCUCUGCCCGAGACCAAGAUAUUCGCUACGUGAUGGAUUACUUUGCUCGCAAAAGUUGGUUAGCAUGGCUGCUUGUGAUGCUCUUCUAUUUCAGUUUUGGGAAGACCAGCCAGACCAGCCAAUAUGCUAGGCUAUAA
Messenger RNA from Penicillium brevicompactum, 1314 nucleotides. RefSeq lists its product as uncharacterized. NCBI's taxonomy places the organism in Eukaryota, Fungi, Ascomycota, Eurotiomycetes, Eurotiales, Aspergillaceae. The record is from RefSeq and is a predicted model, not a curated record. Bases 1 to 1314 code for a protein of 437 amino acids. Gene Ontology annotation, biological process: long-chain fatty-acyl-CoA metabolic process. Gene Ontology annotation, cellular component: peroxisome. Gene Ontology annotation, molecular function: alcohol-forming very long-chain fatty acyl-CoA reductase (NADP+) activity. The transcript is spliced from 2 exons.